Messenger RNA from Sordaria macrospora k-hell, 1503 nucleotides. RefSeq lists its product as uncharacterized. The record is from RefSeq and is a predicted model, not a curated record. Lineage: Eukaryota; Fungi; Ascomycota; Sordariomycetes; Sordariales; Sordariaceae. Gene Ontology annotation, molecular function: flavin adenine dinucleotide binding; NADP binding; N,N-dimethylaniline monooxygenase activity.
AUGGCUUCUGAGGACUCCACUUUCGACAUCAUCAUCACCGGCGCCGGUCUGAGUGGCAUCAACGCCGCCUACUUGCUACAGUCCGAGCUGCCCAACCACUCCUUCACCGUCCUUGAGUCUCGCGACCAUAUCGGCGGAACAUGGGCCUUCUGGAAAUAUCCCGGCGUCCGCUCCGACAGCGCCAUGGCCCUGUUCGGCUUCCCUUGGUAUCCGUGGACUGAGGGCACCAACAUGGCUGAUGCCCAUCUCAUCAAGAAGUACAUGGAGGAGGCCGCCGCGUCCCAGGGCAUCGACAAAAGGAUCCGGUUCAACCACCGUGUCACCGCAGAGAGCUGGAGCAGCGAGGAGCAGAGAUGGACGUUACACGUUGAUGUUACUUCCAGUGACGGCACCGUUCUUGAGAAGAAGAUAUUCAAGACGCCAUGGCUAGUUAACGCCACCGGGUACUACAGCUACGAGAAGCCCCGGCCCACUGUCAUUCCCGGCAUCGAAAGGUUCCAGGGUGAAGUGGUACAUCCACAGUUUUGGAGUGAUGAGGUGCAGUAUGAUAACAAGCGCAUCAUCAUCAUCGGCUCAGGUGCCACUGCCAUCACCCUACUUCCUGCCCUCGCCAAUAGUGCCAAGCACGUCACCAUGCUCCAGCGCAGUCCCUCAUAUGUCGUCAGCUUGCCAGCUAAAGACACUCUUUUGCAGUUCAUGGAAAGGUUCAUGCCAAUCCAAUGGGCAGGAAGGAUUAACUGGUGCAUCAGGAUGGUUGCGGAGACUUUGUUUGUCCAGCUGCUUCUGAACUUUCCCAACUGGGGAAGGAAGUAUGUCGUCGACGCGAUGCGCAGGCAGCUUCCCAAAGGCUUCGAUGUCGAUAAGCACUUCAACCCUCGGUACAAUCCCUUCGAGCAGCGCUUGUGCCUCUGCCCACGGGGAGACUUUUUCAAGGCUUUGCGUGGCCCUAACGCUUCGGUUGUUACCGACCAUAUCGAGACCGUCACCGAAAACGGCAUUUUGCUCAAGUCCGGGGAGACCCUCCAGGCCGACAUGAUCAUUACCGCCACUGGUCUUUACAUGGUUUUGCUUAACAAAAUCGACGUCUUUGUUGAUGGCGUCCGCAUCAAUGAUACCAUCGGCCAGCGAUACAUGUGGAACGGAGUCAUGCUCGAGGGUAUCCCCAAUACAGGUGUCAUCACCGGCUAUGUGGCAGCCACUUGGACUCCUGGUGCAUCCACAAGGACGAAGCAGUUCAUCAAGGUCAUUAAGCAUGCGGAAAAGACGGGAGCUACCGUUGCUGCCCCUUAUAUCGACAAGGCUGAGCGUGCACGGCUUCCCAAGGAACCCUGCAUUCCCAACAGCUCGACCUACAUCACCGAAGUCCGUGACCGACUUCCUCUGGUUGCCAAUGUGGGCCCGUGGAGGAACGGAAAGAACUGGAUAGAGGAUGCCAUUCGGUUGUGGUUCGGAUGGGUCACUACCGGAAUGCGGUUCACUAGGAACCGAGCCAAGAGCGACUAA